This is a messenger RNA of Paramecium sonneborni, 8678 nucleotides long. Lineage: Eukaryota; Ciliophora; Oligohymenophorea; Peniculida; Parameciidae. The record is from the annotation of a GenBank genome assembly.
AUGAGAUUUGCUAUACUCAUCCUUGUUUUAAGUAUUUGGAUAGUGAAUAAUAGUAUCAUUAAAAAUGGUUGCAGUAAAUUAUAUAUUCCUAUCUAAAAGCAACUAAAUAAAAUAAGAUAUCAAUAUAUCCAACCACUAAUGAAAUUUUAACUUGGUAAAUCAAAUAAGAAUUUUUUGAUGGUGCAGAUCUAACAUAUGCAUUAAAUGACACUUAAUAAAAAGAAUUUUAGAUAAUACAUCCAAUUGAAUAAACUAAAAGAGAUUCUUCACAUAAGAAUGGUAAUGAUCUAUUUCUAUUUUAAAAGUUGCCUCUAAUGUAAUUGCAGCUAAAGUGGCAAGUAAAGCAGAAAGUGGCUUUUGGCUUAACUUAUUCGUAUUCCUAGAUUAAACAGAUGAUGAAGUUUACCUAAAUAUAGCUAACGGGUAUAUAAUCAAUAUUCUAUAUGUUUUAGUACAGAUAUUAAUAAAUCCCCCAAUUUUAAUUAGAGAUAUUUAAUAACUAAAAGAAAUGAUUCUUAAAUAAACUGUUUUGAUGUUGAUUUUUCAUCUACUCAAUAAUAUCUAGUAGAUUGUCAAAGAAAAGUUGUUUUAUAAAAUGAAACAAUCUUAGAAAACAUCUUUUUUGUACUCUCUAAAGAUGGAUCUAAAAUUCAAAGUUUCACCGAAAAAGCCUACAUUUAAACAUUCAAAUAGAGAUCUAUAGGAUAGUACAUAAUAACUAAUGCUAUUGGCGUUACACAUUAAUAUCUUUUUAGAUUUACACCAGCAUAUUCUAUUCGUUUAGAUUCAGAAUUAGCUGAUGACUCUUUAGUAGAAGUAUAUUUAAUGUCUGAAUCUGGUGAACCAUAAAAUACAAACUUUGUUUUAGACAAAGCAGUUUUAGCAGAAUCUUUAGGAGUUCCAUCAGUCAAUUUUUCUUUGGUUGAUUAUUCUGUAUAACCAAAUGGAGAUAUCUAUUUAUUAGAUGCUUACAAUGGUCUUUACAUAGUAAAUUAUUUACCCAAUGGAGAAUGGAAAAUUCAAAAUGUUAUCUACCCAAGAACAGGAUAAUCUUUUGCAUUUAGUGUCAAUUCAUUUAUAAAAGAAGAUGAAACACUUGCACAUUUUAUAGUAGUAUAGGGAUACAAUUAUUUUGUUUUAAUUGAAAAUUCAGAAUUAAAAUACAUUUAUGAUUUACCAUUCAUUCAACUUGAGUAUCCUGCUUAUAUUAAAUUAUCUCAAGAAAAUGUUAUAUUAAGAAAUGAACAUACCAUUUAUUUAUAUAAUAUAGAUACUCAAAAUAUGUAAUUGAAUUCUAGAUUUACUUUGAGUUAAAAGGAUGUGAUUCUACUGAAUCCUUAUUUACCUGAUUUGGUAGUCAUUUCAAAUUUAUUAACUAAAAGAUAUACUUUAUCUAUGGGUUAUUUAAAAUAUAUGGGUAGUACAGAAACUAAAGCCUUAAAAGAUAUUAUAUUGACAGCAUAUGCUCCGAAUGAAUAAAACUGUUCAGUUACGAUUUCUUAUUAAAUAUUAGAUGAUAAAGAUUCUAAACUAUAUAAAUUAUCAGAUUCUGUUAAUCCAUUCCCUAAAACUCUUUUGGAAGGAUCUACUUAAAAAGAAUUGUAACCAUAAGCAUCUGGUCCAAAUUAAUAAUUUGAAUUACUCAAAAAUAAAUUAGAGGAUAAUUAAGUAACUGGAAUAAUCAAUAAAAGAUGGAUAUUAAAUAGUAAUAAUCCUAUUGUUUGGCCUACUAAAGUUUUGUAUGCUGAUGUUUUGGUUUCAGAAAAACAAACUUAAUUUUAUUAAAUUAUUCAAAGUGAUGAUUUUAUUAUAUAAAUUUGGUUAUGUGAAUAAUAUUCAAUAUUUGAAUCAGAUUUCAAUUGUGAUAAAAUUUUGAAUAUUAAUUUAGGAGUUGCUAUUACCAAAUAGACAUUCACAUUAUGGUUUCAUGAUUUAAAAAACAUUUAUUUCAUGUAUAGAGAUACAGAAUUUAGUGUAACAAUCAAAUAUUUUUAUGGUGAAUUGAAGAUUUUGAAGAGAUUAUCUUUUGAUUCAAAAAAUCCUUUGAAUAAAAUAAAAUCAUUAUUUUUUGCAGAUAAUUAUUUCUUUAUUAUUAAAGAAGAUGAUACUAUAAUAGCAUAUUCAACAUAUAGUCAUGAUAAUGAAAUAUUAGCUACAAUAGAUUCGGAAACUUUUAAACCUUACGGCUAUACUUUAAAUUGGAAACCAUAAAGAUUAUUUGGAAAUAGAAAACUUCAUCCUAAUCUUUUAUUUAUAGUUAAUUAAGAAAAUAUUGUUCUUGUUGAUUUUCAUAAUAAAUUUACUUUUUUAUAACAAUAUGCUUUUUAAAAUGGUCUUGAAGUGGAAUUUGCAAUAGGAGAAAAUACUUUCUUUAUAGUUUAUGGUUAAUCGACUUAAGGAGCAAAUGAUGGUAAAAUAGAGGAAUAUGAUUUCUCAAGAUUAAAUAACAUAUUUAAAAUAAAGACAGUUUAAUUAUAUUGGUAUUAAAUAACAUCUCCUUUGACAGUUGAUCAAAGUGAAGAAAAUGGAAAACUUUUUAUUAGAGCCUAUUGUAAACAUUCCUAAAAAGCACAUAUUUUAGUAUUCAAUCCAGAUACUUUACAACAUGAUAGUUUAUAUGAUGCUUGGAGUAUAUCAGACUAAAUUAUUGCUGAUAAUGAUAAAGUUAUUAUGGCUGUUGAUGGAGAUUAAUAAAUGUUCUUGUAUGUUUUUGUGAAAGGUCAAACAACUUUAAUUUCAGAAUUGAAAAAUUCUGUUAUGACACUUAAAGUCAAUUUAGAAUCAGAAGAUUAUAAUACUAAAAUGAAUCUUACUUUAUCUGUAUCUAAUUAUAAAUUCCCAGAUGAACCUUCUAAUACAGUAGAAAUAAAAAAAUAAGUUUAAAUUAUUAACACUUAAUCGUUAAUUUAAAUUGAUAAUUCCAUUUUUCCAUUAUCUAAGAAUGGUGUUAUAAUUAAUUCAAAUGUUCGUUCUAAGAAAGUUGAUUUAGGUACAAGAUGGUUUACUGGUUAAGUAGUAGGAAUUGAUUUAGAAUGCGAAUAAUGUGAAAAUCAUAUUUCAGUAUAAAAUGUUGUAGAAAUGAAUAAUUAAAAAGUUUUCAAUGGAUUUGAAAUUAGAGACUUAAUAAAAUAUGAUGAUUCCACUAAUAUCUUUGUUGCCACUAAGGGAUUGAUAUUCACAAAUCCUGAUAAUUCUUUAAAAGCCAUUUAUCAUUUUGAUUUGCCAACUGCUACUUAUAGAUGUUAUCAAGCAUAAGUUUCUGCUGAUAAAUUACUUAUCUAUGCACUUUGUGAAGACAAAGGAUAAUAUUCUAUUUAUGUUACUGGAUGUAUUUCAGUUACUGGAUGUUCUCCAUUAGGUGAAAAAUUCAGAUUAGAAUAAACAUCUAAAAUUCAAUUGAUUGAUAAUGAUAUUAUGGUUGUUCUACAUACUAAUAAUUUAGAAUACAGUGAUGUUGAUGGUCGUAUUGCUAUUUAUCAAAUAAAAAAAGGAUUAUAUACUUGGAAUCUAGAAGUCUUAGAUGUUAUAGCCACUUAAACUUUAAAUUCUCAAUUGCAUUAACCUUUAGAAUACUUUAGACCAAGUGAUUUCACUAUCAUUAAAUAAUUCAAAACUGAGACUUAAUAAACUCUCUAUAAAUUAAUAAUAAGUAAUUCGAAAAAUGGACUUGUAUUCUACGAUUUUACAUUAAAUAAUUUCAGAUAUCAAUUUGAAUCUGUUGAAUCAUUAGAUUUAUACUAAUAUUUGAAUUAUGAAGUUGAUUAAUAUGCAUUUGAAAAUACCCACUUCUAAUAAAUUAGAUUAAUUGAAUAACCAAAAUAUAAUCCGACAGAAUAAUCAAUUUAAUUCUAACUUUUAGUUUAAACAAAUAAUGCGGCUCAUUAUGGAAUUUCAUUUUAAUUUAAAAAGUCAAUUGAUUCUUAAUCAACAAAAAUUGAAUCAAAGCAAUUAGAUUUUGUAUUAAAUAGAUAUUCAAAUUGGCCAUCCAUUAAUAAAAUUGCUGUCAAUUCCAAUUACAUUGCAAUUCCUUAUUUUAAUGAUAAUUCAUUAUUAAUUGGUCUCUAUUAAAAAUCAUCUGUUAGUCCAAUGACAAUUGUGAGUGGAACUUAUUUAUAAUAUUAUUAAGGAUAAUUUUUAUCAACAUUGAAUAUGGCUUUAUUCUUUGAUCUUCAAUAAUAAGAAUAGCUCUAUGCAAGUGAAUUAACAGGUCCAUUGAAUAGUUAUACAUUAUAAAAUUCACCAAUCAUUCUUUUCAAUAAUAAAAAUGGAGAUUUGAAGAGUUAAAAUGUUGUAGUGAUUUUAUAAAAUGAUUUCAAUAUUGAAAAAACAUAAUUCGAAUUAUAGAUUAAACCUAUAGAUUAAAAUGAAUGUACAACUAAGAUAACCAAUAUUAAGAUUUAUCCUUCAACUUCUGAAAUCUUAUAAUGGUAAUUAUCAAAUGGAAUUUUUGAAGGAGUUGGUUUGUAAUAUAGUCUAGACAAUAAUUAAGAUUUUACAAUUGUUUAACCUAUUAAUAAAGUUAGUUCAAGCUAACAUAUGACAACAGGUAAAUAUUUAAAUAUAUAUAUUUAGCUAUUGGAACUGUCUAAUCAAUUAAAUCUCAAAACUCCUGGAAUGGUCAUUUUGCAUUCCUAGAUAAGAGUGCUAUUUCUAAUGGUUUAUAUUAUACAAAAACUCAAGCAUAAAAAAAUGAAGCUCCUCAUUUCACUGAUAUGGUUCAUAUAGAUCCAGAAAUACCUUCAAUAUAAUGUUUCGAUUUUGAUUAUUUAAGUAUGGAUCCAGAAUCAUCUGAUAGUUUCUUAAUUGAUUGUCAAUAUCAAUCUUAAAAAAUCAUUUAUUAAAUCAAGGAAAAAUAAUUGAAAGCUAUUUCUAAAAUAGAAUCUUAAUUUACAAUAAAUAAAUUAAGGUGGUUUAAUAAAUUUUAUAAUAAUUAAGGUUUAUCCUAUUUUGUAAGACUCACUCCUGCUUUUUCAAAUUCCUAAGAAGAUUAAGUUGGUAAAGUUUCAUUAGUAGAACUAUUCUAUUUCAACAGUAAUGACAUUACCUUAUAAUCGACUAUUGAUAAUACUGUAUUGGCUGGAUUGUUAAAGAAAGAAAAGACAGAUUUUAUGUUGGUUGAUUAUAAAGUUUAAAAUGAUGGAAUUUUAUUUUUAUUAGAUCAGAAAUUAGGACUUAUAAAACUAUAAUUUGAUUUUAAAUCAUAAAGUUGGAAACUUUUGGAUUAAUUACAUUUAAAUCUUUAAUAGUUUAUAGCUUUUGAUAUUGAUGAUUAUACCAACGAAUAAGGUUAGGUAGUUUAACAUACUGUUUUAUUAAGUUAUAAUUACUUUUUGGUGUUGGAAAAUAAGGUGAUUGUUAAAGUUAGAGAUUUAGAAUAUUUCACUGCAACAUAUCCUUAGCAUAUAGAAUUAAGAUAAAAAAAUGUCUUUAUCAAAAAUGAUAAUACUCUUUUUAUUUAUGGAUUUAGUGAUCAAUCCAUAACAUUGUUAGAUUAAAGUGUUAUUUAAGGGGGAUAUUUAGUUGAUAAAGAAAAAUAAUAUAUAACUGUUGGAUAGAAAGAAUCUAAUUUAUAUCAUUAUAGUCAAGGAGCUUUAAAAUAUGAAUUUAAAUCUGGAUAAAUUAAAGAAGGAGAAAUUAAAAUACAGGCUUUAUCCAUAAAUAAUUAGUAAUGUUAAUCAAAUAUUAAAUAUUCUCUAAUAAAAAGUGAUGAUCAAAGUAUUUAUAAGAAAACUGACUCUGAAUCUCCUUUUCCAAAUGCAGUAGAUGAAACAACUUCUAUUGAUUUAGGAGGAUUAACUUCAGGUCCAAAUUAAUAAUAUGAGGUUAUAUGGGAAGUCCCAGAAGGUAAUCCAUUAAUUGUAAAUUCAUUCAAAGAUGAUUAAGUUAAAGUUAUAUAGGGUACUAUUUAUGGUACUUAAGGCUUGCCUAUUACAUAAUUAUUUUAAUCUUCAAUUGUUACAACCAAAUUAAUUUACAAAAUAGUUUAAUAGAAGGAUAAAUCUCUAUUAAUUUUCUCAGCAUUAAUCAAUGAUGAUCCAGAUACUAAAUCAUUUAAGUUUUCUGAAAUCGGAAAGAGCAUAAAUGUUUCUGUUGAAUUAAAUGAUUAAACAUUUACUAUGUGGAAUAAGUAAGAUAGUGAUUUUGUUUAUUUUGCAACCCUAAUAAAUAAACAUUAACUUGAUAUAUAUCGUAUAUUUUAGGUUUGGAAAAUAGAACUAAUACAAACACUUUAAUUCCCUUAAGAAGAUGAUGAUUAAGAAAUAAUUAGCAUUUUAAAUUAGGGCACAGAUUUAUUAAUAUUAAUAAAGAAUGGACUGUUAAUUAGUUUAAACAUUUAAGAUUUGAAAAUGCAGAAUUGUUUAAGUGAAACUUAAUUAAAGAAAUUUAAUUUUGAAUGGAAACCUUUGAAAUUGUUUGGAAAUAGAAUAUUAAAAUCAAACAUUUUAUUUGUUUAAAAUGAAAAAAAUAUUUUAAUCUUGAAUUAGGUUGAUAAUAAGUUCAAUUUAAUAUAAUCUAUAGAUUAUAAUAUGAAUAAUGAAAUAUAUAUUUCAGCUGCUUAGAAUACAUUCUUUUUAGUUAACAAUAAAGAGAUAUUUGAAUAUAAUUAUGAAAACUUAUUAAAUGUUUAUAAAUCUAAGACUGUUGAAUUAUUUGGAUAUUAAAUAGUUAAUCCUUUACUUGUUACAUCAUAAUUAUCAACUGGUAAUUUAAUAAUAAAAACAAAAAAAGGAGAAAAAAAUUAUUUAAAUAUUUUUAAACCUUCCUAAGCAUAACAUGAUACAUUUUAUUUAACUUAUGAAUUAGAUACUGUUAAUUCAGCAUUAUCAGUAGCAAAUGAUGAUUCAAUGUUUAUUAGUUUAAACAAUGCUUUAUAAUCAUCAAUUCUUAAAGUUGAACAAUCUCCACUUUUAGUUUUCGAUCCUAAAUUUGAUGCAAAGACUUACUUGAAAAAUAUAAAGGUUACAUUAAAUGUAAAAAAUAAGGAUGAUGAUAAGAAUCAAGCUAAAUUCAUUUAAACAUUAAAGUUUUAAAACUCAUACUCCUAAUUAAGUCUUAACAAUGUUAACUAUAGUAUUUAGACAAACUCAACAUAGACAGUGGAAAUUGAAAUAGCAGAAGCAGUCAUAGGUUAAACAAUUUAAACAUCUCUAAAAACCUUUUAUGACACAUAAGGUUAGAUUAGUUUAAAGUCAAGAGUUUAGCUUAUCAAAAACUAGAAUAUAACUAAUUCUUAAAUAAAUUAUGGAUACUCAAAAGAUUAAAAUGAUUCAUCAUCAUUCCUAAUUUAUUUAUAAGCUAAGAAUACUUUAUUAUUAGGAGUUAAUGAAGGGGAUAAUCUUGCAUUUAUUUAAGCUGAUUAUACACUUCCAGAUCAAUACAAUUGUUUUAGAUUAGACAAUUACUAAAAUAGGUUUUAUUCAAUAUGUAAUAAUGGAAAUGAGAAUGAAUUAGUGUUAUCAGAUUGUGAAAAUUAAAAUUGUAAGUUAAUUCAAUCCUAUAUACCAAUACCUAAUGGAAAUCAAGUUAUAGCACCUUAUGAAAAUUACGUCUUUGUAUUAUUUUAUAAUCCAUCAGACCCAAAAGAAUAGGAUGGAGAGUAUAAGGUUUAUAAAAUGAUCUAUGAAGGUGAUUUCUAUAUUCAAAAAGAAGUUAUGACAAUUAAUUUAGAAUUCAUAUAAUAAAAUAUAAAUUCUAAAGCAACUAAAUAUAGACCAUCAAGUAUGACAGGAGUUGGCACUUAAAUAGAUAAAGAUCUUUAUAUAUAUUUAUUGAUGGUAACAAAUUGUUUAGAUGAAUUGAUGUUUAAUAAUUUUGUAUUCUAAUAAGGGGAUAUUUAACCAUCUGGAAUAAGUUCUAUUUCAUUAAAGAAAUUAUUAAAUAAUUACAUUAUAGAUCAAACCCUAUUCUUAUCAACUUAAGUAAUCUCUUCAAAAUUUGAGAAUGAUAACUUAACAGUAGAAUUAGUCAUUUUAACUUCAGAUUCAGGUUCAUUCUAGAUUAUGUUAAAGUUUAAAUAUAAUAAGGAAGGAAAGAAGUUUGAAAAUCAGUAAUCUGAAUUAAUAAGAGCAUUUGUUAAAUAUGGAGAUUGGAAGGUCUUAAAUUAUUUAACAGUUGAUAAAUCAUCCAUUGCAGUUGCUUAUCACAAUGAAAAUAAAGUAACAGUAGGAGUUUAUUAAUAUACAAAAGAAAGUUCUUUUGUUUUGAUAUCUGGAGGCUAUCAAUUUGAAGUUACAAAUAUACAAGAUUUAAGUUCAUAAAACUUUUUAAUGUUAUUAUAAGUAUUUAUUUAAAUUUUAUUUAAAGUCAAAUUAUUUAUUCGGUAGUAAUCCAAAUAAUAAAGGACUAGAAAAAUAUUCAUUAAAUUCUAAUAAUUUAAUUAUAAUCCAAGAUCCUCAGAAAUAAGAAAGCUAAAAUUUAACUUUGACUUUUUCAAAUGACUUCUCUACAAUUCAAUAAAAAUUUUAAUUACAAAUUAUACCAAAUAAUGAUGAUGAUGAUGAAAGUAAGGGAUUAGGAGCAGUUUGGAUAGUAUUAAUUGUACUUGGAAGCUUUGUAUGUUUAAUAUUAAUGGGUUAUGGAUAUUAUAAAACACAGAGUCCAAAAGAAGAAGAAGGAGAUUAAUUAGUAUGAAACAUAAGUAUAAAUAUAGAAAAUUUUUAUUUAAAAUACAUAAAAUA